Messenger RNA from Lytechinus pictus (painted urchin), 1585 nucleotides. RefSeq lists its product as uncharacterized. The record is from RefSeq and is a predicted model, not a curated record. The coding region runs from base 1 to 984 and encodes 327 amino acids. The transcript has 6 exons. Lineage: Eukaryota; Metazoa; Echinodermata; Echinoidea; Temnopleuroida; Toxopneustidae.
AUGGCCUUAUCAACAAGAACACGUUAUGCAAUACCAGCCCCUUUGACGGGAUGCGCAGACAACUGGACGCCGGUACAUCUGACAGUUUCUUAUACGAAUCUUAUCACACUAACUCAGAUAUCCGUCGAGUUUCAUCUUUCGCUGAUUGUCGAAAGGGAUAAUGCUCAUGAGGUUAACAUUCGUUUCUGUAUGUGGGACAGCGAAUCGGACGAUUCGUUGGACGCUGGCGUACCAGUAGCAGACGGAUUUGGACAAGGUGAAGCCGCAUCGUAUACAUCGUUACCCGAUGGGCAAUACUGUGUAUAUGGAAUAGGGAACGCUGAGGCAAACAUGGAAGAGAAAAGAUGGGAAUGGUCACAUGGGUCGUGUCCAAAAGGCUUCGAGUCAGGUUUCUCCACAUUUCCAUUCACCUCAACGGCCGUUAUUCCCCAGGACUUCCGAAACAACCCCGUAGCCAUACCAACACCGUUCUCGAUAUACACCACUAACAUCAGCAUGGCCCACUACUGUUGUGCAGAGUCAGGCGAUGUCAACACGGCCAUCGAAUUGCCUUUCGUCAUUCCAUUUUUCCUUUUCCCGCUCAAAUCGACGGAAUGUCAGCGAGUGCGGGGUAUGAAGCAUCGACUCGAGCACGUUGAAUGGCCUUCGAUGAAGUACCACGGCGGAGCGCAUCCUUAUACAAACAACUCGCGCUUCUACUACUGCUAUUAUGAACCGGACACAAUUGCAAUGGAACAAAACAUCGUUAUAGCAACAUAUACAGUCAUGAUUGGGACUCCGACUAUUACUUUCAUCGUUCUUUGUGCGUGUCGAUUUACUCACAGGAAACUGCUAAAAAGAAACAACGCCAAUCCUUGUUGGCGGCAGCGUGCUCGACCGCAACCAGCGAGGCACCAGUCGUCAAGGCGGGAUCGUCGUCAAGUUGAGAUGGUGGAUGAUGACGAAAACGACUUCAAGACAACAGGUUUUGGGCACGAACAAUAAACUUUAUAGAGGAUUAAAAUCAAUAGAAUUUAUGAGAUAGAACAAGUCAAGGAUUGGGCUUCUCAAAUACACUAUCGGUCAACUUUCGGUGUCUGGUAUAAACUUUAAGAAUAAAGAGUCGAGUCACAUUGGUCACAUCGCCAGAACAGAAGGUGGAUGGAAGUGACUCAUCAAGAUCGGCUGAGGGAUCUGAUGUAAAUUGGCUCAAUAUCGUUGAGGCCGGUUUGUUUAAAAUUGGCACAAUGUCGUUGUCGGCUUGGCAGAUUGAAUAAGGUGACGUUUUCACGGAACUCAUGAACGUUUUGCGAGUAUACUCCAUUUGCCGAUAAAUGGUUAUGUCCAACGUUCGUAAUUUGAUGCGACAAAAGUGCCCAAAACGUGCGCAAUAUUGUUAGGAAGCUCGCGGAUUGUUCGAAGGGUCGCUUGGAGUCGAUAUUCAUUCUAAAGAAGUUUCAACGCAAAAUAUAACAAAAUUAGUCGCGCACGAAAAGGGACUCCAAGCGAUUCCCCGGCCUUAGCCAACAUGUCAAAACAAAGGUGGAAAAUAAAUUGUAAACUUUAUUUUGAAUCACAACUGAUCCCUGAAAACAGUGAUUGUUGC